UCUACCGAGGCAUUUCACAUGGUUUAAGUCUCCGGGAAGAAACCCCGGCUGUUUACGGCAUUACGGCAGAUUGAGCAACACUUUAUGUUUAGGAACGGCAGUGUCAGCAGCCUCUUCUCCGCAUUGUACUCUACUCAGAAUCAUCUGUAGAAUACGCCUUUGCCUCGGAUGAGCGGAGCAAAUGUCAUUUAUAUAAGCUUAUGACAAGCAGAGUAGAAUUUGCCCUCAUACAUAUACAUAUGUUGUUGCAUAUCACAAAUUAACUCCAAUAUUGUCAGAGCUCCACAAUGGCGCCGCCAGCCGGAGACGAGAAUGCGUGUGUGCAGGUUACUAAGACUGCUGACGGCAUCACUACCAUCACCAUUAACAGACAACACCGCAGAAAUGCAGUUGACGGCCCUACUGCGCGAAAGCUGACAGAGGCUUUUAUUGCUUUCGAAGACGAUGCCAGCCAAAAGGUUUGCGUCUUUCAUGGCGCCCAUGGAUCCUUCUGCGCCGGCUUCGAUUUACACGAGGUGGCCAAGUGGAACGGUCCUGGAGACAUGGACUACAUGGGCCCGAUUGUUGAUGGCGGUCAUGCCGUGACCGGUGACCGCCAGAUUGGGCCUAUCGGUCCCUCUCGACUUCAGAUCAAAAAACCCGUCAUCUGUGCAGUAGCAGGAUACGCCGUUGCGGGAGGCAUGGAGCUGUCUCUCUUGGGCGAUAUUCGUGUUGUUGAAGAGGAUGCUGUUUUUGGCAUCUUUUGUCGACGCUUCGGUGUCCCGCUCAUCGACGGCGGCACGGUUCGACUGCAGGCCAUCAUUGGUCUUGGCCGUGCCUUGGAUCUGAUCCUCACCGGCAGACCGGUUGGUGCUCAAGAGGCUCUCCAGAUGGGGCUUGCCAACCGCAUUGUUCCCAAGGGACAGUCUUUAGAGGAGGCUACGAAGAUUGCUAGGCAGCUGCUUGGCUUCCCUCAGGAAUGCAUGAACGUGGACCGAGCAAACUGCUACUACUCGGCUUAUAACGCGACGUCGUUUGUGGAUGCGUUGAGGAAUGAGUUUGUUAAUGGCUCCCAGGUAAUUACUACGGAGAGCGUUAAGGGCGCGGCCCAAUUUAGUGCCGGAGCUGGGCGACACGGUGUAUUUAAAAGUGCAGAUAAUUCGAACCUUUAGAUAUGUAUUGUAUAGCAUGUAUACAUUUUCCGGUCUUGGGCAGCUUGAACCCACUCCUGAUCUCUCUCGUAUUAGCCAAG
Messenger RNA from Trichoderma asperellum CBS 433.97, 1231 nucleotides. The record is from RefSeq and is a predicted model, not a curated record. NCBI's taxonomy places the organism in Eukaryota, Fungi, Ascomycota, Sordariomycetes, Hypocreales, Hypocreaceae.